AUGGCGACGACCGCCGUGAACCCCGCGACCGGCCUCGACCGGAACGGCGACACAGUCAUGGCGGACGCCCGGCCGUCGGUUCCUGUUUUCGACACCAUACCCCCCGAAAUAAUUUCUCUGAUACUGGAAUUCCUCGUCCCUCAGCCACCAGAGAUCGGCGAGACACGCCCUGUCGCCUACCACCAACUAAUGGUCGACGAACCCUGGUUCGACUUCACGCGAUGCCGCCGCGGCCUCCGCAGCGUCUGCCGUGUCAACCGUCGCUUGUCCGAGAUGGCACUCCCGUUACUAUACAGGAACGUAGCGCUCUGGGACGAGACAGCAAUGCUUUUCUUUUUCCGCACCCUCUGUAGCAAGCCGCACUACGGCUUGUCCACACGCUACGUGUCUUGCCACAUCACUUUGACAUGCAUCAAUGUCGUCCGCGAAGUCCGCGAGCUCCUUCCCAAGUACCUCCCGACCUUCACGCCAGCGCCAGGGGACGGCGUCCUUGUCACGGCCACUCGACACUUUCUUCAAAUGCUAAGCAGCUUUCUCCCGCAGAUGGUUGCCAGCGAAGGCGACUUCGACCACGUGCCCCAAGCGCUGUUCUGCUUUGUCUUGAUGUUCCUCUCCAAGGUAGAGACGGUCCUCUUGCAAAUACCCAUUAGCGACGAUCAGCCGGAAUACGCGGUGCUGUGCGGCCAGAUCGAGGGCAUCAAGGAUCUCUUCCGAGACGAGCCCGAUGCGGCGCCCUUACAAACGAUCCGCACCCUCCUUCUACAAGGCGAUCCAGAACUCUUGUCCCAGAUUGAGGAAGACGAGUGCGAGUGCGACGGACCAGACGUCUGGGGCGCCCAGCCACGGAAGUACUCCCCGCUCUUCUCCAGCUUCCCCAACCUCACCACGCUCGAAGUCAGCAGCGAUGACGGCGUCUGGACCACGGUGCUUGACGAGUUCGACGACCUCCUCCUGCCCGACGCCACCGCGCCGCCCUUCCUGCCCAACAUCCGCCACAUCUACCUCCACAACAGCGUCGCCUACCCCGGCGACCUACAUCACCUGCUCCUCAACGCACCCCAACUCGAAACACUAUACAUGGCCCCGCGCGGCGACGACUCGCUCAAGGAGAUGCUCGACGACGGAAUGAACGCUGGCGAACACCCCGAGUCCCUCGACAUCGCGCUCGCCAACCACGCCAAACACCUACGCAACCUUGACGUCAGCUGGGAGGACAUAUCCGGGUUUGAGAGCCUGGUGGGGCCCGACGGGCGGCUGACCUCCCUCGCCCAAAUGGACUCCCUACACACCCUCUGCGUGCAGAUGGGCCUGCUGUACGGCACGCCGGCGGCGGUGCUCGAGACGCCCCUCGUCGACCUCCUGCCGCCCAACCUCGUGGAGCUGGCGCUCGAGGACUGGUGGUGGUCCAACGUGGACCUGCUCGACGCGCUCCCGGACUGGGGGCCGCGCGACCGCGUGCGCCACUACCAGUCCCAGAACCACUACCGCGCCGCCGCCCUGCGCACCCUCACCCACUUUGCCCGCGACGUCCGCACCCGUCUGCAGCAGCUCCAGCGUGUGGUGUUGCUGGUCAGGAUACCGUGGACCUGGAUCCUCGAGGGCGAGGACGCUAUCCCGCUCGAGUUCCACUUUGAGGUGGUCAAGAAAGUGUUUUUGGACCAGGGGGUCGAGUUCUCGGUCAAGUCGGAUGAGGUUUGA
Molecule: messenger RNA, 1698 nt
Organism: Chaetomium globosum CBS 148.51
Lineage: Eukaryota; Fungi; Ascomycota; Sordariomycetes; Sordariales; Chaetomiaceae
Exons: 1
Coding region: 1-1698 (565 amino acids)
Source: RefSeq, a predicted model, not a curated record